Molecule: messenger RNA, 2430 nt
Organism: Juglans regia (Persian walnut)
Lineage: Eukaryota; Viridiplantae; Streptophyta; Magnoliopsida; Fagales; Juglandaceae
Product: protein SIEVE ELEMENT OCCLUSION B-like
Exons: 7
Coding region: 80-2107 (675 amino acids)
Biological process (GO): phloem development
Source: RefSeq, a predicted model, not a curated record
ACCUACACCAUCUUUGGCACUCCCUUCUACUGCUUUCACCCAAAGAGAACUUCGAAUCCAUCCUUUCGUGUAACACAACAUGGCCACAAAAGCUUCUUCCCAGCAACCCAAAAUAGGUAACCUGAGUCUAUCAACCUGCACCGACCACGAGGUCUUGAACCAGAUUUAUGCAACGCAUGUCCAAGAUGAUGAAAAGUUUGAUGUUGAGUCUCUUUUCAUCAUCGUCGAGAACGUCCUCAAGAGUGCCACCCACAUCGUCGAUAAUGUUGUCCAGGGUAGCCAAGCAUUUACGGUAGCGCAUUUGGGCGAGAAGAUCCCCCAAGAAAGCUUUAGUCCACCCGUGUGUACACUCAAGAGUAUUUCCUACGAGAUGCAAUGCAUGGCCCCUGGUGAAGAAGUUGCUUACGAAGCAACCCUGUCAAUACUCAAGAAAUUAUCGAAGUAUUCUUGGGCUGCAAAAGCAGUGCUGACCCUAGCAGCGUUUGCUUUGGACUAUGGGGAGUUCAGCUGGCUGCUUGCUCAGAAUCAGCCAUCGGACCAACUUGCCAAAUCAGUGGGAACCCUGAGGCGGGUUUCUAUCCUCUUAAAGGGACCAAAUCUGGAGAAACAUCGGGAGGCUCUAAUUGAACUUAACAGUGUGAUCAAAACCACACUGGAAGUGAUUGAAUGCAUCUUUCAGUUAGAGAAGCUAUCAAAUUAUGACAUAAAGGAUGUGCCAGCUCUGUCAACUGGCGUGGACCUCAUUCGAGUGGAUGCUUUUUGGGCCAUUAUCACCGUUGUAGCCAGCUCGACUCAGCUUUGUUGCCUCACUAGCGAUGAGGGCAAGAAACAGGAACUAUCCCUGUUUUCUAAGAAACUCAACGUGAUCGUCUCAGAACUUAAGAGGCAGAUAACGAUUUGCAAACAACAGAUAGAGGAGACAGAGGCUUAUAGGAGGAUCGUGGAACUUUUUCGAACCCCUACGGAAGUCAUUGAUUGCCUUAAGGGACUGAAUGUGAAGCCGCUACUUGAUGGUCCUACUGGAAAUCUGGUUACCAUUGACGAGGUGCUGAAGGGGAAGAAUGUCUUACUGUUUAUCUCGGGGCUAGAUAUCUCGGAUGAUGACAUUUCAAUUCUCAAACCAAUUCAUGAGUUAAUAAGAAAGGAGGAUCAGUAUAAGAUUGUAUGGAUUCCAAUUGUGGAACAAUGGACGGAGGACCUGCAAAAGAAGUUCGGGAUGCUGCGGGCCAAGAUGCCUUGGUACGUAGUGCAGUAUUUUUCCCCAAUAGCCGGCAUCAGGUUCAUCAAGGAGAAGUGGCACUUCAUGGGUAAGCCCUCCGUUGUGGUGUUGACCCCGCAAGGAAGGGUUGAAAGUGACAAUGCAAUCCACAUGAUCAGGGUAUGGGGAAUCAAGGCCUUCCCCUUCACCAUUGCAAAGGAAGAAGACCUUAACAGCAACAGGUCGGAUUGGCUUGGGUUCAUAGCAACUGGCAUUAACCCAAAUAUUGAGAGCUGGAUCAGAGAGGAAAAGCAUAUAUUUUUCUAUGGGGGCAAGGACAACGAGUGGAUCCAACAAUUUAAUAAAGCAGCAACUGCUCUUGCCAAUGACCCGGUGAUAAAGGAAGCAAGUAUUUCCAUAGAGGUUCUGUUGGUAGGAAAGGGCAGCAAAGGAGAGGACAACCACAGUCUAAAUCCAGGGCGCUUCUGGACCGGCAUUGAGAGUUUGUUCAUUUCCAAGACUCAAAGGAAGAUCGAGGCAGACGCUGGGACACUAGAGAUCCAAAAGCUGCUCUUCUACAAGAAUGAGAGUACUGGAUGGGCUGUACUCGGGAAAGGGUCUAGUUUGGUGAUCAGUGGCCGUGGGACAACCAUCUUGAAGGCCAUCGAGGAGUUCGAAAAAUGGAAGGAGCAUGUGCAUGAGGGGAAGGACUUCGAACUCUCUUUCAGAGACUACCACAACCAGCUGGUUGAUCUUCACACUUCUCCCAUUGGCUGCCGCAUUAUUGAUAUCCCAAAAGGCAGUGGAAAAAUCCCAGAGAACAUGAAAUGCCCCGACUGUCCCCGCGACAUGGAGGCGUAUAUCAGGUUCAAGUGCUGCCAUGGUGAUGCCAACUCACUGCAUGAUUAAAAAUGGCCACCAGCUUCCUGCCGAGGGCUAAUGGUAUUACUAAAUAAAUUCAUGUGAUUGAAUGUUGGCAUCCGGAGGCUUGUUUGUAAGAUAAUGUGUGUGCUUGUGAUGUGACCCCUUAAAUAUUUGUGUUUUAAGUUUUUAAUUGGAGUGUCGUGUGGAUAUAUAAUAUCUUGGUUGUGAUUUUCCUUAAUUUAUUUUGUAUCCCGAGUGGAAAUGUGUGUAAUCUUGGGUUGUCACUACUUAUAAGUGGCAUCCUUUUGGUAUAUGUGAACUUUCAUAUGUAAGGUCUGCGUUGUUAUGAAGACAUGAUUUUAAUACCC